CUGCGCUGGCGAGCGGAGCGAACUCAGUGAGCAACCGGCCGGGCUAUGACCCCAGGGGCACUGCUGCUGCUGCUGGGGGCGCUGGGGGCGCCGCUCGCCCCGGGCGCCUGCGGCUCGGAGGCGGAGGGCCGGCUCCUCGAGAAGCUUUUCUCUGGCUACGAUAGCUCGGUGCGGCCGGCGCGGGAGGUGGGAGACCGUGUCGAGGUCCGCAUUGGCCUCAGCCUGGCACAACUCAUCAGCCUGAACGAGAAGGAUGAGGAGAUGAGCACAAAGGUGUACUUAGACCUGAGGUGGACUGACUACAGGCUGAGUUGGGAUCCCGCGGAGCAUGAGGGCAUCGACUCGCUGCGCAUCACGGCGGCAUCCGUGUGGCUACCGGACGUGGUGCUCCUAAACAACAACGACGGAAACUUUGGCGUUGCUCUGGACUUGAACGUCGUGGUGUCCUCCGACGGCUCCGUGCGCUGGCAGCCUCCAGGCGUCUAUCGCAGCAGCUGCAGCAUCGAGGUCACCUACUUCCCCUUUGACUGGCAGAACUGCACCAUGGUGUUCAGUUCCUACAGCUACGACAGCUCAGAGGUCAGCCUGCAGACGGCCAUGGGUCCUGAUGAGCAGAAACAGCCAGAAGUGUACAUUCAUGAAGGGACCUUCAUUGAGAAUGGCCAAUGGGAAAUUAUCCACAAGCCGUCUCGGCUAAUCCAGCCUCCGGUGGAUCCGAGGGGAGGCAGGGAAGGGCAGCAGGAAGAAGUUAUCUUCUACCUCAUCAUUCGCCGGAAGCCUCUCUUCUACCUGGUCAAUGUCAUUGCCCCGUGCAUCCUCAUCACUCUCCUGGCCAUCUUCGUCUUCUACCUGCCUCCAGAUGCUGGAGAAAAGAUGGGCCUCUCAAUCUUUGCCCUGCUGACCCUGACCGUGUUCCUGCUGCUGCUGGCAGACAAAGUUCCUGAGACCUCCCUGUCUGUUCCCAUCAUUAUCAAGUACCUCAUGUUCACUAUGGUGCUUGUCACUUUCUCAGUCAUCCUUAGUGUCGUCGUCCUCAACCUGCAUCAUCGCUCACCCCACACCCACCAAAUGCCCGUUUGGGUCCGUCAGAUCUUCAUCCACAAACUCCCUCCAUACCUGGGUCUGAAGAGGCCCAAACCUGAGAGAGACCUGAUGCCAGAGCCACCUCCUGUAGCCCUCAGGGAUUCUCCAGCAAGUGGCUGUGGUCGAGGAACAGAUGAAUAUUUCAUCCGGAAGCCACCGAAUGAUUUUCUCUUCCCCAAACCCAACAGGUUCCAGCCUGAACUGUCUGCCCCGGACCUGCGGCGAUUUAUCGAUGGCCCAAACCGGGCUGCGGGCCUGCCUCCCGAGCUGCGGGAGGUCGUUUCCUCCAUCAGCUACAUCGCUCGACAGCUGCAGGAACAGGAGGACCACGACGCGCUGAAGGAAGACUGGCAAUUUGUGGCCAUGGUAGUGGAUCGCCUUUUCCUCUGGACCUUCAUCAUCUUCACGAGCGUUGGGACCCUCGUCAUCUUCCUGGAUGCCUCGCACCACUUGCCCCCUGCUGACCCCUUUCCUUGAGGAAAGGCCCUCUGCCGGCUGAAUUGAGAGUGCGGCGGUACUCUCGAGUCCUAUCCCUUUCUGCCUCUGGACUCCAGUAGGAAUCCGGUCCUCCCAGGUCGUUGCCUUUAUGGGGAAAGAGCUGAAAUGGGAGGGGGCCGGCUGAAGCCUUGGGCCCCCCAGAAACUCACUAUCAGUUUAUUUACGCUUUAAUUUCUUGUAGAAGUUCCUUUGGAUAUUAACACUAGCUUCCCAGUAAAAUGGAACAAAGAACAAGAACUAGACUGUAAGCCUUUUGAGGGCAGGAACGGUGUCUUGUUCACUGUAUAUCCCCAGCGCCUAGCGCAGGUCCUGACCUAUGGGAUAGUAGGUGCUUAACAUCUGUUGGGUGAAUAGGGAUUUCUUUUUUUCCUGGAAAGAAAUACACUAAAUAAUAGUGCUUAUGUUUGCAUGCUGGGACUAGCGAUCUUUGUAUUCACCUUUCUGUAAUUUAUUUUUUUGUAAUAGGUUAUCUUUCGGAUAAAAAAAAGGUUAUGUCUAAAA
This is a messenger RNA of Suricata suricatta (meerkat), 2082 nucleotides long. It is a transcript of the gene CHRNB1, whose product is annotated as cholinergic receptor nicotinic beta 1 subunit. The record is from RefSeq and is a predicted model, not a curated record. Gene Ontology annotation, cellular component: synapse; neuron projection; postsynaptic membrane. Gene Ontology annotation, molecular function: transmembrane signaling receptor activity; acetylcholine-gated monoatomic cation-selective channel activity. NCBI's taxonomy places the organism in Eukaryota, Metazoa, Chordata, Mammalia, Carnivora, Herpestidae. Bases 46 to 1560 code for a protein of 504 amino acids. The transcript is spliced from 11 exons. Gene Ontology annotation, biological process: chemical synaptic transmission; nervous system process; signal transduction.